Messenger RNA from Pongo pygmaeus (Bornean orangutan), 3293 nucleotides. It is a transcript of the gene TXNRD3, whose product is annotated as thioredoxin reductase 3. Gene Ontology annotation, molecular function: flavin adenine dinucleotide binding; glutathione-disulfide reductase (NADPH) activity; thioredoxin-disulfide reductase (NADPH) activity. The record is from RefSeq and is a predicted model, not a curated record. The transcript has 15 exons. Bases 65 to 1714 code for a protein of 549 amino acids. Gene Ontology annotation, biological process: cell redox homeostasis; glutathione metabolic process; cellular response to oxidative stress. Gene Ontology annotation, cellular component: mitochondrion; cytosol. Lineage: Eukaryota; Metazoa; Chordata; Mammalia; Primates; Hominidae.
AGGACCCUGUGCCGAGCCUCGGUUCCCCCGUCUUGUGAAACGAAGGUACGGGAGGGUUGUGAGGAUGACUGAGGUGAAAGAACUCUUUUCUUCUUUGGGAGUCGAAUGUAACGUCUUGGAACUUGAUCAAGUUGAUGAUGGGGCCAGGGUUCAAGAAGUGCUGUCAGAAAUCACUAAUCAGAAAACCGUGCCCAAUAUUUUCGUGAAUAAAGUGCAUGUAGGUGGAUGUGACCAAACUUUCCAGGCAUAUCAGAGUGGUUUGUUACAGAAGCUCCUUCAGGAAGAUUCAGCAUAUGAUUAUGAUCUCAUCAUCAUCGGUGGUGGUUCUGGAGGCCUUUCAUGUGCAAAGGAAGCUGCCAUUUUGGGAAAGAAAGUUAUGGUGCUAGACUUUGUUGUCCCGUCACCUCAGGGCACAUCCUGGGGUCUUGGUGGCACUUGUGUAAAUGUAGGUUGUAUUCCUAAGAAAUUGAUGCAUCAGGCUGCCCUUUUGGGGCAGGCAUUAUGUGACUCAAGGAAAUUUGGCUGGGAAUAUAAUCAACAAGUGAGGCACAACUGGGAGACGAUGACAAAAGUGAUUCAGAACCACAUCAGCUCUCUAAACUGGGGCUACAGGUUGUCUCUGAGGGAAAAGGCUGUGGCCUAUGUCAAUUCCUAUGGAGAAUUUGUUGAACAUCAUAAAAUAAAGGCAACCAAUAAAAAAGGACAGGAGACUUAUUAUACUGCUGCACAGUUUGUCAUAGCAACGGGUGAAAGGCCACGGUAUUUAGGAAUCCAAGGAGAUAAAGAAUACUGCAUUACUAGUGAUGACCUUUUUUCUCUGCCUUAUUGCCCUGGCAAAACAUUAGUGGUGGGUGCCUCUUAUGUCGCCCUGGAGUGUGCAGGGUUUCUGGCUGGCUUUGGCCUAGAUGUCACAGUUAUGGUACGCUCAAUCCUUCUCCGUGGCUUCGACCAAGAAAUGGCAGAAAAAGUGGGUUCCUACAUGGAGCAGCAUGGUGUGAAGUUCCUACGGAAAUUCAUACCUGUGAUGGUUCAACAGUUGGAGAAAGGUUCACCUGGAAAGCUGAAAGUGUUGGCUAAAUCCAGUGAAGGUACAGAAACAAUCGAAGAAGUCUAUAACACAGUUUUGUUAGCUAUUGGUCGUGACUCCUGUACAAGGAAAAUAGGCUUGGAGAAGAUUGGUGUCAAAAUUAAUGAGAAGAGUGGAAAAAUACCUGUAAAUGAUGUGGAACAGACCAAUGUGCCAUAUGUCUAUGCUGUUGGGGAUGUUUUGGAGGAUAAGCCAGAGCUCACUCCUGUCGCCAUACAGUCAGGCAAGCUGCUAGCUCGGAGACUUUUUGGGGCCUCUUUAGAAAAAUGUGAUUAUAUUAAUGUUCCGACUACAGUGUUUACUCCUCUGGAGUAUGGUUGCUGUGGAUUAUCUGAAGAGAAAGCUAUUGAAGUAUAUAAAAAAGAGAAUCUAGAAAUAUAUCAUACUUUGUUCUGGCCUCUUGAAUGGACAGUAGCUGGCAGAGAGAACAACACUUGUUACGCAAAGAUAAUCUGCAAUAAAUUCGACCAUGAUCUUGCCAUGUUGCCCAGGCUGGUCUCCAACUCCUGGCCUCAAGUGAUCCUCCUGCUUCAGCUUCCUGAGCAGCUGGGACUGCUGCGCUUUUAUAAUCUUUCUAAGGUAGCUUUCAGGACAAUGCAGAGCACCUCCAUGUUGUCAUUUAGAUAACAUGUCACAGAGGCUGAGCAGUGACAAUUUGUGAUUGAGCCCUACCAGUGUCCUCUCAAAACACAUCACUGAAAGCUGCCUUUUCCCAGGGCCAUCUUGAUAGCUUGAUAGUUUAAACUUGAUAGUUUAGAACUAGAAGAUCUGUGAAAAUUCUGGUCAUCAAAUAAUAAGUUGUAUGUAUGCAUUUUAUAAACAGACUGAAUGUGUGUCAAAAGUCUUUAGAUGGAGAUGUUCACACAAAGUGAAACUUGACUUACUGAGCUAAUUCCUGAUGCUUUCACUAAAGCAACAGCCCAUUAUUGGAGGCUUUCCUCCUCUCAGUUACAAGGGGCGAGCAUCAAAAUGGUUAAUAGCCUUCCUCAGUAGUGCAGUUUAAAGCACAGUUUGUUUAUAAUUUGCUUUAUAAAGAAUUCUGAAUGUAGAAAGCAGUGUUAAGACUUGGUUCUUCUCUUGAAGAGUUUAUCAUCUGGGGAGAGGAAACAUACAAAUAGAUAAAUAUGAACUGCAACAAGUGACAUCUACAUAAAAGUUUACUGAACAGCAGUCAUUAUCUUGUUUAAUUCUCACAUCUCUGUAUUUAUCUUAUUCUCAGUAUAACAGAAAACAGGGCGUCCCAGGCUAGUAGCCCAUUAGCAUGUGCUCUUUUGCCUGAAUGGUGAAGUUAUCCAGAGCUCUAGGGCUUAGUCUCUUGGUAGUUGCAUUUGGCUACAGGGCAGUGACAGGGAUGGUGGUCAUAAUGGCCCUGAAAUGCUCCAGGUUGGGCAAGUUCGCAGCUGUGCUCCUGAGGGUGGGUGCUUAUGUGCUGGGCUAUAUCCUGAUUCUUUGGGACGAGUUAUCUGAGGUCAAUUUUUGGCAGUUGUGGGCUGCCUUUCCAAAGGGAGCAGGGAGAGACUGUACACAUUGUUACCCUCCGAAAGUGAGAGGGUUGGGGUUUGAUGGGAGAGCCGCUGCUGAAGGUGGGACUUGCAGCUGUCAUGCUAGUUCUGACCUCCUCAUGAGGGUGUGGGCUGCACCUCUGUGGCUGUCAGCCCUGUUUCCCAUCUCUGAGCCCCUCUGCUAUGUCCCACACCACCCCUCUGGCUCCCGCCCAGGUCCCGAGGCCACACUCUUGUCCUUGCUCUUUAACCAUGGGGAGCGUGCCCCUUCCCUUUACCCUGGCCACAUGCGUAUUUCUUGAGCAGAACCCUCGAACUUACAAAAUGGAAAUACUUGACUCCAGCUCCAGGGUCAAAAUUGUAAAUGAGACUUCCCUCACUCAGGACCUUCAUUUACAGUUAUCAGUGGAGAUUCUCACCAAGUGUCCUUACUUUGCUCUGAGCCGCACCCCUUUUCUGCUUGCUGAGCAACCCACCACCUCAGGUUCCAAUGCAGCAGUCUUCUGUGGGCCCUGGGAACUCACUCUGAAGCCCCAGCCCAGGUGGCUUCUGCCUGCCCCCCCUCUGGAGUGCCCGUCAGCAGAUGCGGAUGCGUGUGACUGUUCUGAGCUGUUGCUUUUUCCAGAAGCUCAGUGGGCAAGGGUUUCUCCUGGCCCUGGCCUCCGUUGCCCUUUUAUAGUCUUUCUCUUCAUCUCUGGUACGCU